AUGCAGCAGUCAACAUACCAGGGCCACCGGGCCCAGCCAAACUACUACUCUAUUCCCUCCGGCGCCAGCAGGAGUACCGGAGAAGACGCGGGGGUUCCUCUUUCCUCGGCGCCGUACGGAAUGCAUGGAGGUAUCUCGUCUAUGCUCUCUUCCAACGGCGGAGGAGACAGCAGCAGCAUGGGAUCAAACCAACAAUCACUAGCAUCACAGUUGCCAUCAACCAUGCCAACCUCAAACUCUCACCUGCCGCCGCUGCCGACCUUGUCACACCUGUCUCCUCAACUCACCACGCCCUUGCCGCAAAACCAGUCAUCUUUAAACCACCAUGCCGCCGUUUCUCAGGUAUCCGAGACCCCCCACAGCUCAUCGCCAGAGACCUACCGCCAGCCGAGUUAUUCUUCCUACAACGGCAGCCAUGCAUCUUCAUAUUCGGGAAAUUCCAAUUUCCCAAACAGCCACGCCCCAACAUCUUCACUGCGCUCGCCACCGUCUGCGUCCGAAAUCUCACGAGGCCCGUCAGUUUUACCGGCGGCUCAAUCACACCUGUUGUCGCCAUCUCCAAUGGCGCCGAAUUAUACAUACUCACGAGGGCCUGCCCAACCCUCGCAGAACCAGUACCACUACCAACCGCAGAUGAUGACGCCGGCCGCGGGCCAUACAUAUGGUGCAUCCUCGAUGAUGGGUCACAUGGUUUACCAUCCUGGGUUUUCGCCGCAGCAUGCAAUCUAUCCCCACCCGCCUUCUGACAAGUCAAACUCCGCGCGGCCUUUCAAGUGCAGUACAUGCUCGGUAGCGUUCAACCGGAACCAUGACCUCAAGCGUCACACGCGCAUCCACUUAUCAGUCAAGCCUUUUCCUUGCAAAUCAUGCGACAAGGCCUUUUCCAGGAAAGACGCGCUCAAGCGGCAUCGACUUGUGAAAGGCUGCGAGGCAGAGCCAGAGAACAAGAGCAACAACGAGGAAAAGUCACCCUCCCAAUCCAAGCGGAACUCGGAGUCGAGGAGCGUUAGUACUGAGCUGUCGCCGCACUCGAUAGCCCCGCCGGUAUACAGCUUGAAAGGCGACUACCCGUACAUGAAGCAGGAUGCCUACAUCAAGCAUGAGUCUUUUAUCAAGACCGAGUGA
This is a messenger RNA of Pyricularia pennisetigena, 1125 nucleotides long. RefSeq lists its product as uncharacterized. The record is from RefSeq and is a predicted model, not a curated record. Bases 1 to 1125 code for a protein of 374 amino acids. Gene Ontology annotation, molecular function: DNA-binding transcription activator activity, RNA polymerase II-specific; RNA polymerase II cis-regulatory region sequence-specific DNA binding. Gene Ontology annotation, biological process: regulation of transcription by RNA polymerase II. The transcript has 2 exons. Lineage: Eukaryota; Fungi; Ascomycota; Sordariomycetes; Magnaporthales; Pyriculariaceae. Gene Ontology annotation, cellular component: nucleus.